Messenger RNA from Vollenhovia emeryi, 750 nucleotides. RefSeq names its product zinc finger protein 91-like. Gene Ontology annotation, biological process: regulation of DNA-templated transcription. The transcript has 3 exons. Gene Ontology annotation, molecular function: RNA polymerase II cis-regulatory region sequence-specific DNA binding; DNA-binding transcription factor activity, RNA polymerase II-specific. The coding region runs from base 1 to 750 and encodes 249 amino acids. NCBI's taxonomy places the organism in Eukaryota, Metazoa, Arthropoda, Insecta, Hymenoptera, Formicidae. The record is from RefSeq and is a predicted model, not a curated record.
AUGCUAAACGAGGAUGGACAGUGCACCGCGGAGAAGAGCAAUGACGAGGAACCGGAAGUAUGCGAGGUACCCUUUCAUGGCCAGCUUAACUACCUGCUCUGCGACUCGCCGAUUUUGAACAGCGUGGAGGCGAACGUGAUCCAGAAAAACUCCAAGUCCUGCCAGCAAUUCCGUUGCGACGGCUGUGGCAGAGCGUACACGAGAGUUGACAGCCUAAAACGUCAUCAGCAGAAGUGCGACGAGUUUCUGGCGUCGUUCCAGGACCGGCAGGAAACGCUAGAGAGGCUUCAGCAGCAGGAAUACUAUUGUAAUCAAUGCGGCAAAUCGUACAGAAGGCUAGAUACUCUGCGCCGGCAUCAGCGACAAGUGUGCGGCGUGGACCAGCCGGAGGAGUACGAUGCCCUGUGGAUGCUGGAGCGGAAAGCGCGCAGCAUCGGCCAGGAGAGCCAGGAGUCCCUUCCGUUCCCGAGCAAGUCGUACUCGCCGUCGAAGGUGCACGAUACUCUAGGGCCCGGCGGCGAUUAUCCGUUUGUUCAGAUAUACGACAGAGACUCCUUCGCGCCGAUGAUACAGACCCACUACAAUUGCACCGAUUGCGGCAAGAAAUACAAAUGGCUGGACAGCCUGAAGAGGCACCAGAGAGUCGACUGCGGCAACAAGGAGAAGAAGUUCUCCUGUCACGCGUGCGAUCGAAAGUUCAAGUAUCGUUACGAAUUACGGAACCAUAUCGCCGCGCACCACGGCGGGUGA